Paramecium primaurelia is the source of this 884-nucleotide messenger RNA. NCBI's taxonomy places the organism in Eukaryota, Ciliophora, Oligohymenophorea, Peniculida, Parameciidae. The record is from the annotation of a GenBank genome assembly.
AUGAUCUUAGUAAAUAUAACGAUGCAAUUAAUUGCUAUGAUAUAGCAAUCAAAUUAGAUACUAAUAAUGCAUUAGCCUAUAUUAGUAAAGGUAAGUCAAUUUUUUGAUUUUCAUAGGGAAUUUCUUAUAAAAUCUUAAAAAAUACAACGAUGCAAUUAAUUGUUAUAAUAAAGCAAUUCAACUCGAUCCUAAUGAUGCAAAAGCUUAUAAUAAUAAAGGUCAUUUAAUUUAUUGAUUUUAAUUGGCUUUUCCUUAUAAAGUCUAAAAUAAUAUAACGAUGCAAUUAAUUGUUAUAAUAAAGCAAUUCAACUCGAUCCUAAUGAUGCAAAAGCGUAUAAUAAUAAAGGUCAUUUAAUUUAUUGAUUUUAAUUGGCUUUUCCUUAUAAAGUCUAAAAUAAUAUAACGAUGCAAUUAAUUGCUAUGAUAAAGCAAUACAACUUGAUCCUAAUUAUUCAUAAGCUUAUAAUAAUAAAGGUUAAUCAAUUCUUUGAUUUUAAUAGGUACUUCCUUAUAAAAUCUAAAACAAUAUAACGAUGCAAUUAAUUCAUAUGAUAAAGCAAUCCAACUGAAUCCUAAUUAUACAUCAGUCUAUAUUAAUAAAGGUUAAUCAAUUUUUUCAUUUUAAUAGGCGCUUCCUUAGAUGAUAUUGGUAAUUAUAACGAUGCAAUUAAUUGUUAUGAUAAAGCAAUCCAACUGGAUCCUAAUUAUGUAUCAGUCUAUAUUAAUAAAGGUUUAUCAAUUUUUUCAUUUUAAUAGGUUAUUUACUAACUCAAUUGAAGAAGUAUUAAUAAGCCAUAGAUAAUUAUGAGCAAGCAGUUUUAUAUUGCAAAUUAUAUUAGAAUGAGUUUAGACAAUUAAUUAAGGAAUUAAGAAAUAAGAAAUGA